UUCAGUUACUUUACGAAUGUGUCCAAUAGUAAAGACAAUAGUAAACGAGACAAGAAUAUGAAGGUAUAAACAGCUGUGCCUUAGGGCAGCAACGAAAAGCUUUUUAUAUGAUACUGAUAAGAGUGAACAUGAACUUGAAAUUUCGCUAGAGAAGUUGGGCUAGCCCAACGUCGGCGAGUCAGUAUCGACUCUAUCCGCAGCGGGAAAGUGGACAGCAACCACUCAGUUGUCCAGUUUUCGGUGCUAUCGUAGUCUGGUGGUCGUACCGACUUGGGUGUAUUGCGAUUUCCCAGUACCCCUUUUUCCUGGAUAAAAAAUUUUCGUAAGAACCCUAUUUUUCCACAGUGGUAUAACGUACCUCUAGCUUUCGAUUCACAACUAUCGAUUGUUUCGGUUCACCAUCGAUAGUAUCGACCGGCAGAAUGCUUCACUGAGUCAAGUUGGUGAAAUGGCUCCAAAAAUGCUUACGGCGGAUGAAUUUUCUAUUUUGAAAGAUCUGCUAGUGCUACUGGGAUAUUUUGAUAGUGCCACCACAAAAUGUUUUGCACAAGAGGUAACAAUAUACCUGAUAAUUCCAAUCAUAUGCGGGCUAAAUACAGAAUUACUCGAAUCAACAAAAGCACUAAAAACUAAAGAAGGUAAAUAAGUAUGCAGUUUUCUAUUGGAAAAAAUAAAUUCAAGACAUUCCCACUAUGAAAACCGAUCAGUGACCAAAAUAGCAACGAUUUUAGACCCACGGUUUAAAAAAGAUGGAUGGAUUCCGGUCUAAUAAUAUAACACAAAAUGCAGUCAUUUUAAUUGAAAAUGAGCUUGCUUCUUUGAAAAGUCAAUCUCCCGAAAAACUGCCAAUUUCACCAGAUGCUCCAGAAGAAUGUGAAACGUCCAUUAACGAUCUACUUUUCAGUUUUCUAAAAGCCAAACACGCUGCCAAAGCUGGUUCGAAAAGGGUAGAUUCUAUCAAAGCUCUUAAAACCUACAUGGAGCAGAGCCAUCUAAAUCAGGACCCUCUUGAAUUUUGGAAGAAUUGUACAGAUGAAACCGUUGGCCUUCAACAAAUAGCGAGGCACUGUCUGUUUAUUCCCGCAACUUCCACAGCGUCUGAACCAAUGUUCAGCAAAGCGGCGGAUAUAGUUUCCGCAAAAAGGACAUUACUAAAAACAUCCAAUGUGGACAAACUGCUGUUUUUAAACAAAAAUAUUGAUAUAUAA
Molecule: messenger RNA, 1208 nt
Organism: Drosophila obscura
Lineage: Eukaryota; Metazoa; Arthropoda; Insecta; Diptera; Drosophilidae
Exons: 2
Coding region: 750-1208 (152 amino acids)
Molecular function (GO): protein dimerization activity
Source: RefSeq, a predicted model, not a curated record